AUGCAGUUCUUCGCUAUCCUCUCGCUCCUGGCCGCGGCCGCCAUCGCCAGUCCUAUGGUCGUUCCAGAAAAGGCCAACACAUUCCCAGAGACCACUUUCACCGCCUCAUUCGGAUCUUUCACCCAGACAUUCACUGUUCGUAUCGAACCAAUUUCCUCGUCAACUACACACACACACCUGCUGAUCGAUUCUUCCAAUUUAGUUCCCUCUCCUCCCUACCGGUCACCCAUCAUCUUCCACCACCGCCCAGACCACCACCAAGUCGUCCACCUCCGCCCAGACGACUCAGCCAUCUUUCCCCACCGGAUUCCCGGGAUUCCCACUCCCAUCUUUCCCUACCGAGUUCCCGAAGCCAACAUUCCCUCCCGUCUUCCCCAGCUUCCCAGUUCCAAGCGCUUCGAAGCCGACUGCGAAGCCUACUCACUGGAGAUUCCCCGCCAAGAACUGAUGAAGUCGAGAGCCAAGGAUUAA
Molecule: messenger RNA, 471 nt
Organism: Ramularia collo-cygni
Lineage: Eukaryota; Fungi; Ascomycota; Dothideomycetes; Mycosphaerellales; Mycosphaerellaceae
Exons: 2
Coding region: 1-471 (156 amino acids)
Source: RefSeq, a predicted model, not a curated record